GCUUUUUGCUCGUGGCUCAGCGGCCGGCGCAGGCACCGCACCGGGAUCGAUCCUUAUUGUAUUUUAUUCUGUUCUUUGCGCUCGCUCUCGGCGAUCGUCUCUCCGACACAACACUCAUUUUUUCAAACGAGCCCGUUACAUCUCCGUUUUUAAGCUAUGCCAAUAUGAUAACUCUACACCAUAGCCCUCCGGCGAAGUUUUUUGAUGUUUUGUUUUGUUCUGUGAACGUGUGUUUGAAUAAAUAGUUUUAUUUACAUAAUUUAUUGAAUAAUAAGUUACGGAAACCGGCAAACAUUAUGCAUAUCAAUUAUUUUGUGAUUUUUAUUUUUCUUUUCAAUUUUAUUUAUCUUGCAAAUGGAGCUGCGCCCGAUUUAAAGGCCACCUCACAAAACAAUGGGACGUGCUACAUCCGCGUGUCGACCUGCGAAGCCAAUGUGGCCAGCAACAAGAGGCCGGUCUGCGGGACUGACGGCAGGACGUACGCCUCGCGGUGUGCGCUGCUGAAGGUGCAGUGCGCAGGCGAACCCGUGACGAUCGCGCACAAAGGGGCUUGUGUUGAAGGCCCAUCCUCGUGUGUCUUCGCGUUGCGUUACGCGUUGAACGCGCCAGCCGACCGGCGGGCACCCUUCGUGCCCAGGUGCCGGGCUGACGGAACCUACGCGGCUGUGCAGUGCGCCCCUGCCGGCGCUGCAGCCGGCUGCUGGUGCGUCUCCCCUGAUGGGAAACCCCUUCCGUACACCGUCGUCAGGAAUGGACGGCCGGACUGCACUAGAACUGGUAAAUCCCACACAAGACGGCGUUCCUCGGUACGAGGUCAACGGAAUAAAAGAAGUUGUACCAGAACUGAUCGCGCCUUGUUCAACGGGAACCUGAUAAAGAUCUUCAGCGGGGAGUACGAGCGGGCGAGGCCUGGCACCACCGGAUCCGAACCGAGGGAAGUCGCCGACUGGAAGUUCCGAGAGCUAGACCGGGACAAGAGUGAUGCCCUGCAGAAGUCCGAGUAUAGAGGCCUGAGGCGUCUCAUCAAAAAGGUAGUGAAGCCGAAGCGCUGCGCCCGCGCUUGGGCGCGCGGCUGCGACGGCGACGGCGACGGGGAGAUCGCGCACGAGGAGUGGGUCGCUUGCUUGUUGGCUACCCCCGAGCCGCCUGCACCGGACUUCUCUCUCCGUUUCUUCAUGUCGUUGAACGCAGACGAGGACAGCGGUCCCGAAGCGGAGCCCGACUAUAACGAGGAAGAACCGCCGCCAGACCCCAGCGCAGUGUUGCCAGGCAUCAUGAGGAACUCUUUCGCCCCGGACGGACCUGACGCGGAGGCGAGGCGCGAAGACGAAGUCAACGACUGCAUCACCGACCGCCAGGCUGUUUUGGAUGAACAGAAAGCGGGCGGAGCGGUUCUCUACGUGCCGGAAUGUACUGGUGACGGCCGGUACGCCCGUGCCCAGUGCUACCGGUCCACUGGCUACUGCUGGUGCGUCCACCAGGACACUGGGAAGCCGAUCCCGGGGUCUUCGGUGAAGGACCGCAGGCCGGACUGCGAUGCCACACCGCAACACGUCAGCCCCAUGAGAGGAUGUCCUGAAAAGACGAAGUUUCUACGCGACCUGCGGAGUUUUUUCACUACCAAGAUGACAGCUUCUACCAACGGAACAGGCCCAGGGGAAAUGGUGAAAUGGGGUGCCUCAAUCGAAGAGCAGGCUGCAACAUGGACCUUCGUGAUGCUAGACAAGGACAAAAACAAGGCUCUGGAGAGGCGGGAGUGGAAAGCCUUCCACCAGCUCAUAUCCAACGUGGACCAGUUGAGGCGCUGCGGCCGCAAGCUGCCACGAUACUGCGACGUGAACCACGACACCAAGAUCAGCAUCACAGAGUGGAUGGCUUGUUUGGAGGUCACGCAGGCUGCACAGGGGCACACGACUGAAGCGACGAAGCCGCCAACCAAUCCAAGAAGGAAAGGCCCCAACCCGCUAGAAUCAAUCCUAAAGGCUGACGAUUAACCAGUGCAUCUAGACAGUAUAACACUCGUAAUAGAUAUUGAUUCGAUUGAUGAAAAUCGAAUGUUACAUUGUCUACAGGCACAGUUCUCUACCAAAAUGACUUGAACAAAAACUUAAUAUACGUGCCAGUGUUAGUGUUUACGAAUGGUAGUGAAUGUGUAUAUUAAAAGAUUGUGUGACACUUAAUGAUUUAUCAUCAACAUACUGAUGUUUUAUUGAGUAUCUAUAAGAUUCUCGCAUUUCUCGGAGAAGUAUUGGCUUAGUAUUUGCUAAUCGACCAUCCGGGCUUACUAGU
Ostrinia nubilalis (European corn borer) is the source of this 2289-nucleotide messenger RNA. It is a transcript of the gene magu, whose product is annotated as SPARC-related modular calcium-binding protein 1. The transcript has 12 exons. Gene Ontology annotation, cellular component: basement membrane. Gene Ontology annotation, molecular function: protein binding; calcium ion binding. Bases 297 to 1994 code for a protein of 565 amino acids. NCBI's taxonomy places the organism in Eukaryota, Metazoa, Arthropoda, Insecta, Lepidoptera, Crambidae. The record is from RefSeq and is a predicted model, not a curated record. Gene Ontology annotation, biological process: cell-matrix adhesion.